GAUGCCCCUCAGCUGCCCCGGCUCCUGAGCUCAUGGAGCCCUCGGCCACCGCAGAGGCCCAGAUGGGGGUCCCCACUGCCAGCAGGGAACCGUCCCCGGUGCCUCCGGACUAUGAAGAUGAGUUUCUUCGCUAUCUGUGGCGUGAUUAUCUGUACCCGAAGCCGUACGAGUGGGUCCUCAUCGCAGCCUACGUGGCUGUGUUCCUCGUGGCCCUGGUGGGCAACACGCUCGUCUGCCUGGCUGUGUGGCGGAACCACCACAUGAGGACAGUCACCAACUACUUCAUCGUCAACCUGUCCCUGGCUGACGUGCUGGUGACAGCCAUCUGCCUGCCAGCCAGCCUGCUAGUGGACAUCACUGAGUCCUGGCUCUUUGGCCAUGCCCUCUGCAAGGUCAUCCCCUACCUACAGGCCGUGUCCGUGUCCGUGGCAGUGCUGACUCUCAGCUUCAUCGCCCUGGACCGCUGGUAUGCCAUCUGCCACCCACUGUUGUUCAAGAGCACAGCCCGGCGUGCCCGUGGCUCCAUCCUGGGCAUCUGGGCUGUGUCGCUGGCUGUCAUGGUGCCCCAGGCUGCUGUCAUGGAAUGCAGCAGUGUCCUGCCUGAGCUAGCCAACCGCACACGGCUCUUCUCUGUCUGCGACGAGCGCUGGGCAGAUGACCUCUACCCCAAGAUCUACCAUAGCUGCUUCUUCAUUGUGACAUACCUUGCCCCGCUUGGCCUCAUGGCAGUGGCCUAUUUCCAGAUCUUCCGUAAGCUCUGGGGCCGCCAGAUCCCCGGCACCACCUCGGCCCUGGUGCGGAACUGGAAGCGGCCCUCAGAGCUGGAGGACCAGGGGCAGGGCCCGAGCACAGAGCCCCAGCCCCGGGCCCGCGCCUUCCUGGCCGAGGUGAAGCAGAUGCGAGCGCGGAGGAAGACGGCCAAGAUGCUGAUGGUGGUGCUGCUGGUCUUCGCCCUCUGCUACCUGCCCAUCAGUGUCCUCAACGUCCUCAAGAGGGUGUUCGGGAUGUUCCGCCAAGCCAGCGACCGAGAAGCCGUCUAUGCCUGCUUCACCUUCUCCCACUGGCUGGUGUACGCCAACAGUGCCGCCAACCCCAUCAUCUACAACUUCCUCAGUGGCAAAUUUCGGGAGCAGUUUAAGGCUGGCUUUUCCUGCUGCCUGCCUGGCCUGGGUCCCUGCGGCUCUCUGAAGGCCCCCAGUCCCGGCUCCUCUGCCUGCCACAAGUCCUUGUCCUUGCAGAGCCGGUGCUCCGUCUCCAAAGUCUCUGAGCACGUGGUACUCACCAGCGUUACCACGGUGCUGCCCUGAGUGAGGGCUGCCUUGGAGGCUCCAGCUCUGGGG
Propithecus coquereli (Coquerel's sifaka) is the source of this 1340-nucleotide messenger RNA. RefSeq names its product hypocretin (orexin) receptor 1 (gene HCRTR1). The coding region runs from base 33 to 1307 and encodes 424 amino acids. Gene Ontology annotation, molecular function: orexin receptor activity. The record is from RefSeq and is a predicted model, not a curated record. The transcript has 7 exons. Gene Ontology annotation, biological process: feeding behavior; G protein-coupled receptor signaling pathway. Gene Ontology annotation, cellular component: membrane. Lineage: Eukaryota; Metazoa; Chordata; Mammalia; Primates; Indriidae.